Molecule: messenger RNA, 1221 nt
Organism: Dermacentor albipictus
Lineage: Eukaryota; Metazoa; Arthropoda; Arachnida; Ixodida; Ixodidae
Source: RefSeq, a predicted model, not a curated record
AUGGUAGCAAGAGACCUGGUCGCCAGUGCCCCAGCCUUGACCGCCGACCGAUUUUCACCUGCCGAGAAACAAGCCGUCAAGGGCCUCCGGUACAAUGACUCCAUUGCCAUCCUUCCGGCAGAUAAGGGAAAUGCCAUCGUGUUGCUCGACAGAAGUGACUACAAUGAGAAAAUGAAGGAUUUGCUAUCAGACGAGGAUACGUACGUCGCGAUCCAGAACGACCCCACGGUCAACCUGCAAACAAAACUGCAGAAGCUCCUCUCCAAGGUUUUUAAAUUUGUUCCACCGCAGCAAAAGCAUCUCUACCAUCGCCUCUUGUGUACUAACGGGUCCGCACCUGCAAUAUACGGACUACCGAAAGUUCACAAGCCAGGCGUUCCACUACGGCCUAUUGUAGACUUUACAAGGUCACCGCUGCACCGGUUAUCAGGUUACCUACACCAAGUGCUGGGCCCGCUCACCGGCAAGACAGCGACGCACAUUUCAAAUUCUUCAGCCUUCGUGGAGAAAGUGCGCGACGUCUCCCUGGAUGAAGACGACAUUAUGGUGUCAUUUGACGUGAAGUCGCUCUUCACUUCAGUGCCUGUUGACCUGGCCGUAGCUACGUGCAGAGAUGUCCUGCUGGCGGACGACACGCUCGCUGAGCGCACCCCUUUGGAAGUAGAGGACAUUUGCGAGCUUUUAGACUUCUGUUUGAGCAACACCUACUUCACACACCACAAACAGUUUUACAGGCAGAUCAACGGAACUGCUAUGGGUGCUUCCAUUUCCGUUACUGCCGCUAACUUUGUCACGGAAGUCAUUGAACAGAAGGCCCUCACUGACUUUGCUCCCGCGCCGAAGGUUUUCGUCCGCUACGUAGACGAUUGUUUUUGCAUUGUGCGAAAGCCGGACGCUUCACGCCUCCUACGUCUUCUCAACUCAGCAGACCCAGCCAUACAAUUUACCACAGAAUACGAGUGCGACAACAGCCUUCCCUUCCUUGACGUCCUCCUGCGGCGAAGUGGAACGAGGCUCUCAUUUGCCGUGCACAGGAAGGCGACUCAUACCGGCCAGCGGCUUGCAACAGUACUAGAGGCCAUCAAGUCAUCGGGGCUCAGUCUGAAGCCAGGAAAGUGCCGCUUCGCUUACGAUGAGCAUCGGUUCCUAGGCAACGUCAUCAGCAAGUCUGGUGUCCGCCUCGACCCGCAGAAGACAGCUGCCAUCGCCGAGUUCCCGUAG